Condylostylus longicornis is the source of this 1400-nucleotide messenger RNA. RefSeq names its product ribosome biogenesis protein WDR12 homolog. Gene Ontology annotation, molecular function: protein binding. Gene Ontology annotation, biological process: ribosome biogenesis. The coding region runs from base 7 to 1266 and encodes 419 amino acids. The record is from RefSeq and is a predicted model, not a curated record. Lineage: Eukaryota; Metazoa; Arthropoda; Insecta; Diptera; Dolichopodidae. The transcript is spliced from 8 exons. Gene Ontology annotation, cellular component: preribosome, large subunit precursor.
AUAAAUAUGGAAAUUGAAAGUGGUGAAGGACAACUUCAAAUUCAUUUAAAAACCAAGCAAACUCAGUAUGCUGUUCCUGAUGCUCCUUAUUCUAUUGGAGCCAAUAUCUCGACAACAGAAUUAAAUGAUUUGGUGAACACAAUAUUAAAGGAAACUGAUACUGAUCAUAAGGAUGUUGAAUUCGAUUUUUUGGUUUUUGAUGAAUAUUUAAAAAGUAACUUAGGAGAUCAUUUAAAAGAACGAGGCAUUUCUUUUGAGGAUAUUAUAAAUAUUGAAUAUGUUGAAAGAUUUCCAGCGCCCGAGCCGCAAGAUUGUUUGCUGCAUGAUGAUUGGGUAUCAGCAGUUAAAACUCAAGAUAAAUGGGUUCUUACUGGAUGUUACGAUAAUACAAUAAAUUUAUGGUCUAUAAAAGGUGACCAUAUUUUAACAAUACCAGGUCACACAAAUCCUAUUAAAGCUGUUGCUUGGGUUAGUUUAAAUGAUGAGACCGGUAUUUUUGUAAGUUGUUCUCAAGAUCAAAAUGCAAUGCUUUGGGAAUGGAAUAUUGCACAAAAUUCUGUUGACUGUGUUUACACGUGUAAAGGUCACGAAAGAGGCAUAGAUUGUGUUGAUGUGAACGCUGAUAAAACUAAAUUUGCUACCGGUAGUUGGGAUACUAUGCUUAAAAUUUGGUCGGCUGAUAUUAGUGAUGUAGAUGAUAGAAAACGUUCCAAAUCUGAAACUGGUGCAACAAGGACUCCACUUGCUACUUUACAAGGUCACCGUGAAAAUAUAUCUGCUGUACAAUGGAUGGAUUCUGACACGAUCAUUACGGCGUCAUGGGACCAUACAAUAAAAUUUUGGGAUCUAAGUUUAGAGGGCAUAAAAAGUGAAAUUACUGGAAAUAAAUCGUUUUUUGAUAUUAGCUAUUCAAAACUCAAUGGGCUUAUUAUUACCUCUUCAGCAGAUAAAAACUUGCGCUUGUAUGAUUCUCGCACAAAUCAGGGAUCUGUUGUAAAGAAUACUUAUUUUGGUCAUACACAAUGGAUUCCAACAGUUAAUUGGUCGAUGGAUUAUGAACAUUUAUUUGUAUCCGGAUCUUAUGAUAACCAAGUAAAAUUGUGGGAUUUAAGAAGUCCCAAAGCUCCAUUGUACGAUUUAAUUGGUCAUGGCGACAAGGUUAUGGCGACAGAUUGGUCUAAUAAAAAAUAUGUUGUUUCUGGUGGUGCAGAUAAUUCGGUUAGAAUAUUCAAGAUAAAAAAAGCUUUUGAAAAAAUUAAAAAUUAAUAUACAUAAAUAUCUGCAUAGUUUAAAUUUAUAUAAGUUUUUGUCAAAUCAAAUACUUUUUUCUUUCAUUCGAAUUUUCUACAUAUUUAUGAAGUAUGCCUGUGUGCAUGUAUGUGCUGAGUACGUGAGUACCU